Messenger RNA from Austrofundulus limnaeus, 654 nucleotides. RefSeq names its product BAF chromatin remodeling complex subunit BCL7B. The record is from RefSeq and is a predicted model, not a curated record. Lineage: Eukaryota; Metazoa; Chordata; Actinopteri; Cyprinodontiformes; Rivulidae.
AGCCAGUUCAUUCGGCACGGGACAGAGCAGAUGAGCCACCUACGCUCAUCAAGGAGGACCUUCUUACCUCAGGAACAAGACGGAGCGCCUCAGACACAAAGGAAGAGCUGGAUGAAUCGGGAGCGCCUCCUUUAAAAAGGAUUUGUUCAGGGGAAAAUGCCACCCUCAGAUAGCUUAUUUAUAACUAUUCUGUCAAAUUGCACAAUUUACCGGUUGUUGAUUGCUGUAAGAUUUGUUUAAAUUUUAUAUUUUCACAAAUAUUACUCAAAACAUUUCAGCUAGCAAAAUAAAAAAAAAUGUCCUAACAGCUUUGUUUUUGCUUUAAGCCUUUGAAGUUUAUUUGUUCAGUAUUUUAACAGAAUUGAAAUUUCCUUCAAAUUUUGUACGUACCAAGCCAUAUUGUGCAUUUCUGUGCGCAAUGCUUAGAAAUCUGCCACGUUUUUUUUUAUUUGUUCUUUUUUCUGAUAAAUUUGGCAUGUUUCCGUAUUUUAGUGCUUUAAUUUUUAAGCUUUUYUGCCAAUCUCAUAAAAGGUAUUUCAUGUAUAGCUUUUUGUAGAUUGUUGUUUAAAUGUACCAUUACGUAUUAUGGGCUCGCUAGAACAAAUUCUUUGGCUUGUCUAACUUGAUAAUAAAACUUGUUUGUAAAAAAAGGGA